AUGAAGGCUGAGGAUGGUAGUGAUGAGCGUUUGAAGAUGGCGGUUCUUUACUUUUUGACCAGAGUAAUAAGAGGAAGGUCAAGAAAUGGGUACUUCAUUGAGCCUUUCAUUCUCCAGGCAGUAGAUGAUAUGGAUUUUUGCAUCAAGUUUCCAUGGGGCCGUUACACAUUUGAUGAUUGCAUGAAGGAGAUUUUUCACUUCCGGGAUCAUUUUGCUAUGAAAGAGCUCGAAGAUAAUAUGCAGUGGACAUUUCCUGGGUUUAUUAACCCUUUGGAGAUAUUGGCUUUUGAAUGUAUCCAUGUCCUUAGGGAACGUUUCAGAGAUCCUGAUCCAAACUGUCUCCCAGAUUGCCCAAGAAUAUGCAAAUGGAAAUACAAUAGGACUGGGACAACAUGGUUUCCAUUAGAGGAUAUUUAUCAAGCGCUUGGAAACACAAAGGUGAUUUCAAGUAUCCUUGUACCACAAGGAAACGAAGUAGACCUCUUGUACGGAAUCAUGGAUGAAGGGACUCUGGAAGACGUGGAGCUGAUAGAUGAUUCUGAUAAGCAAGACAUAGCCGUUGACGGACAGGCGGAAGAAAGGGUUUGUGAGGAACCCAAGGCAGGGGGAGAGGCCGGUCCUGAGAGUGUAAAAGAGUUGGAGUUGAGAUUGAACAAGAGAAUGGACUACGGAUUUGCAUUGAGGGACGAAACAAUUCGUCUUCUGGCAGCAAGAGUAAAGGAGUUGGAACAAGACAAGAUUCAAAGAGAAAAUUGGUCAUUCCAGUUUGGUGAAUAUGAAACCGGUGAGGCUUCAAGAGGCACAAGAAGAGAUAAUAUUAGCGAUUAUGAGUAUGAGAAGGAUGGUGAGGUAGUGGCCGAGAAAGAUGGUGAGAAGAAGGGCGGAGACAAGGAUGGUGAGGUAAUGGCCGAGAAAGAUGGUGAUAAAGAGGCUGAGAAAGAUGGUGAUGAACAGGCUGAGAAAGAUGGUGACGAGACAGAGGCUGAUUCGAGAUCUACACUUGAAGUGAUGGCAGAAGUGAUGGCAGAAGCUGCGGAGAAAUUCGAGAAAGAAGUUCAUGAGAAGGCUGCUGCAAAGAAGGCUUCUGCAGAGAAGGCAGCUAGUGAUAAAGAAAAAGAGGGCGAUGAGAAGGAGACAAGGCCGAAGAGGACCCAUAAACCUUCUCGUCAGCUCAAGUCUCCGUACCAGGCAAAUUAA
Molecule: messenger RNA, 1197 nt
Organism: Raphanus sativus (radish)
Lineage: Eukaryota; Viridiplantae; Streptophyta; Magnoliopsida; Brassicales; Brassicaceae
Exons: 5
Coding region: 1-1197 (398 amino acids)
Source: RefSeq, a predicted model, not a curated record